This is a messenger RNA of Ceratina calcarata, 918 nucleotides long. RefSeq lists its product as uncharacterized. The annotation marks the transcript as partial. The record is from RefSeq and is a predicted model, not a curated record. Lineage: Eukaryota; Metazoa; Arthropoda; Insecta; Hymenoptera; Apidae. The transcript has a single exon.
AUGACACCACCUCCGACGAAGAAGGUGAUUCGUCGAAAAUCAUUUUGCCCAUCCUGGCUGGAAGAUCCGGAACUUUCACCAUGGCUGGCAAAAUGCGAGGACAAUCCAUACAAAUCACAAUGUAUUGUUUGCAAGAAGACGUUGGAAGGUGGCAAAGCCGAUUUGCUCAGGCAUUCCCGCACAAAGCUACAUAUGAGAUUAGCACAGUCCCAAGUAGCAUGCCAUGCAGGAGAAUCGUCAUCGGAAUCUGUAUCCACAACCACAACGUCUUUUGUGGACGACGUGAAGGAAGCAGAGAUCACAUGUGUUCUAGGUAUUAUAGAACAUAGUAGGAGUUUCCAUUCGUACAACCAUUUUACGAAGAUGAUGUGUCGAGCAGGAAAGGACUCGAACAUCUUAUCCAAAAUGACGCUGAAACGAACAAAAAUUAGUGCAAUAAUUAAGAAUGUCUUGAAUAAAGCAGUUGUUGACAAGGUCACAGCCAUAUUAAGGGUCAACCCCUUUUCCGUACUCGUCGAUGAGAGUACGGAUGUGUCUGACAAUAGAAACUUGUGCAUUCUUGCACGAUAUACGUACAAAGGCACUAUUCAAACGUAUUUAUUGGAUUAUUUUCGCCUCAAAGAUGCAACAGCGGAUUAUAUGUACAAAUGUUUCCAAUACACCAUGGAGAAGUACAAUUUGCCUAUGACCAACGUUGUUGGCAUUUGUACUGACAAUGCAUCCGUUAUGCUUGGGAAGCAUAACUCUUUCGUUUCCCGGUUAUUGGAACAAAAUAAAAAUGAAGUUGUGACAUUGCCGUGCAUUUGCCACUCGAUGCACUUGGUAGCUUGUCGUGCAUGUGAACACCUACCGAAGGACAUUGAAGAUUUCUUACACAUGCUGUACAGUUAUUUCUCCAAAAGUGACAAGAGACAGCAA